CUUCUGCCUGGGGAGGCUGCCAGGCAGGCGUGGGCCUCGGGGAAUGGGGGCCCCAUGGGCACCCCGGCCACUGCUCUGGGCCGUGCUGCUGCUGGGCUGGUGGCCAGAAGGGCUCCUAGCAGUGUCACCCCACAGGCCCUGCGGCACCCCCAACAUCUCACAGUCGCGGCUCUCCGUGCCUGAGGGGGGCACCGUCCGCCUGAACUGUAGCUUCCCCUGCGAACCCGGGAACCUGCAUCUCAACUGGUACCGCCUGGAGCCCGGUAACCAGACCAAGCUGGCCUCCUUCCCCAGGGACGCCAGCCCGCUGGACCCCCACUUCAAUAUCUCCCAGCUGCCUAACAGACCCACCUUCCUCAUCAGCCUGGAGGGCGCCCGGCGCAACCACAGCGGUGUCUACCUCUGUGGGUUCAUCCACCUAUCCCCCAGGGUAAUGGGGGUCACUGAGAGCCCCCGCAUAGAGCUCACGGUAACAGAGAGAGUGGAGGCAACACCCGCAGAGCACCCUUCACCCUCACCCACGCCCAGGCCAGCCGGCCACUCCCAGGCCCUUGUGGCUGGUGUGUCAAGUGUCCUGGGUGCCGUGUUGGUGCUGGUGCUGGCCUGGGUGCUGGUUGCCGUGCUCCCUGCUGCCCCUCGAGGAAUCUGUGUCACCAGGAGGCAGGACAGUGCCCAGAAGGAAGCGCCCCCGAGCCCUGGCAUGAACACUGUGGACUAUGGGCAGCUGGACUUUGAGUGGAGAGAGAAGACGCCAGAACCCCCCACCCCCUGCGCCCCGGAGCCCACUGAGUAUGCCACCAUCGUCUUCCCAGGCCCCAGCUCCCUCAGCAGAGGGAGUGCAGGAGCCCCAGGCCCGAGCCCCGAGGAUGGACAGUGUUCCCUGGAUGGACGGCGCUCCUGGCCCCUUUGACCCCUCAGCUCAUCCAGAAGGAGGGCACACAGGAGGGAGCUCUGCGGGGCUGCCCUGAGCAGGUGCUGUGCCCAUAGGGCCUCCUCAGACUGGGUGCCAGGCUCAGGUCCUGCUGCAGAUUCAAGUACACCUACAGACACCUCACGUACACCGGCAGGGCCCAGGCUCAUGGGGUACACAGGAGGUGCCGGGCUGUGCUCCCCAGAUACAGACACAGGAGAAACCGAGGCAGCCCAGGGCUGGGACUCAGCCACCCCUGCAUGGAGGCCCCCCCCACGCCCAGGUGCCAGCCGUGGGGUCUCCUGCUGCUAGUGCCCCCUCUCAGUGCAAUUAAGACCUGGCUGGCUGGGUCCUCACCGGAUUCCUGCUGGGCUGGGUGUCUGCCCUGUGGGGCUUCUCAAGGCCCUGGUCCCGCGCAUGGUGACUGAAUUAAACAGUGACAUGGUU
Erinaceus europaeus (western European hedgehog) is the source of this 1357-nucleotide messenger RNA. RefSeq names its product programmed cell death 1 (gene PDCD1). The coding region runs from base 44 to 910 and encodes 288 amino acids. Gene Ontology annotation, cellular component: membrane; external side of plasma membrane. The transcript is spliced from 5 exons. NCBI's taxonomy places the organism in Eukaryota, Metazoa, Chordata, Mammalia, Eulipotyphla, Erinaceidae. The record is from RefSeq and is a predicted model, not a curated record. Gene Ontology annotation, biological process: positive regulation of T cell apoptotic process; negative regulation of immune response.